Molecule: messenger RNA, 1571 nt
Organism: Salvelinus namaycush (lake trout)
Lineage: Eukaryota; Metazoa; Chordata; Actinopteri; Salmoniformes; Salmonidae
Product: myelin protein zero-like protein 3
Exons: 6
Coding region: 147-905 (252 amino acids)
Cellular component (GO): membrane
Source: RefSeq, a predicted model, not a curated record
UGUUUGUCAGUUAGUGGGCACUGGACAGGCACAGCGGAGCAAAUUAGUUACACAAAAACAUGGACGACGAGUCCCUGGAAUGCAACAUUUGACUAGACUUUACAAUUUAUUCUAAUUGUUCUAAACCCCCACCUCAUUUUACUAAAAUGCUUCGGCAACAACAUAUGAGUAUACGUUUGAACAUUGUAUUGUUGCUGUAUUUAGUGGUUUGUUUUGUGCUGUGCCCUGUGUCAGGCAUAACAGUGAGCUCCCCUGCGGAGGUCCAUUCUGUGAGGGGUGAUGCCGUCACCCUGACUUGCACUUUCACCUCUACCAGCCGAGCCACCAGCCGUAUGUCAGUGGACUGGUCCUACAGGCCCCAGACCGGAGGCCCUCCGCAGGCAUUCUUUCACUUCUCCUCUCUGGUGUUCCCUCCGCUGGACGGCCAGUUUAACGGGCGAGUGAAGUGGCUGGGUAGCCCGGCCCGGGGCGAGGCCUCCAUCCAGCUCCUCAACGCCUCCCUCAGCGACAACGGCACCUACACCUGCUCCGUCAGGAACCCCCCCGACGUCCACGGAUUCCCCACCUCACAGACCGUCCUCACCGUGACGCCCGAAGUGCUCGCGGUUCACUUCUCGGACGUGGCGGUGCUUUUAGCCUUCAUCCUGCUUCCUUCCGCCAUCAUCACGCUGGCUCUGCUGGGUCGCAUGUGCUGCCCUCUGAGGGACAAGAGCCAGGCCCAGGGCUACCACUCCCCUAUUGAGGUCACACCUGGAGAGGAGCCUGGCUUCAAGCAGAUCCACAGCAAGGAGAAAAACACGACAUGCUGCCACAUAUAUUUUCUGGAUUCCGACUAUGAGGAUUACUACGUCCACAAAGAGAGGCCUCCGGCUCAGGGAGAGACCAUGGUCGAGUCUCAGUGCUAGAGAUCCCUGGUGGCGGUGGUCUGUAAGAACAGCAGAACAGGAAUUCUCACUCACACUGUUAAAAAUGCCAAGAUUCCUGGACUUGGCUCUGUGGAAGGGGCAGUCUCUCACCCUUUUCUCAUGGCUUGUCCACAGCUGAUUCCGCUGGUGGGAUAAAUGUGAAUCCUGUGCCAGACACACACACACACACACACACACACACACACACACACACACACACAUACGUUUAGCACUAUACUCUAAACAUUUCUGGAUGGAUUUUCUUAUUAUGAAGGAGAUGCAUAUAUUAAGUUAUUGUCUGCUUUAUAACUUUGGAAAUGUUGAAUCAUUGUAUUUGUACAGCUAUUAUGAAUGUUUUUUUUAAGUAUCGGUCUUCAUGGAAUCUAUUGCUAGAAUUGUAGUUCAUCUUUACCUGUGGUUACAUCUGCUUCAUUGAGGUCCAUUAAGAUUAUUUUAAACAUGUCUUUAGAGUUAGUGUUACAUUUGAACCCGUUGGUAUUACUAUAUUCAGGAGUGGACAUAUUAUGACCUCACAUUCUGAGGUUGAAUGAAUUUACAGGAUUUGAUUUACAUGUUAGAAUUGGGAUGUACAGUGUAGUGAAUGUUGUUGAAUGCAUGCAUGUGCAAAAUGUAUUAUAAUUCUGCUUAAUAAAAUACAUAAAUGUU